AUGAAAGCAGCCGACGAAAAUACCUACCAUUUAGCAUGGAAGCGCGGAGGGAACAUCGCCCAGGUGACAUGGGUCGGCCAAAAUACAAUGGCCUGGUGUUCGGGAUUGAACCUCGUGUUUCUCGACGUACCCACCAAUCGAGUGCAAAUACCCAGAUUUCCCGAGAAAAUCACCAAAGACGGAGUGGGAUCUAUUUCGGGCCAUCACACGUAAUUACCUCGUUGAUCUAUGCCAAGAAUCAAAUGUAUUUCACUCAUCUGUCAUCGUUUCAGUUAUCAAAUGUUCGCGUACACAGAUCUGCAUUUGAAACCUCGAAUUCAUAUCUACUCUUACCCGUCGAUGACGAAGAUAAGCGAAUGCGUCGGUGGAUCCAUGUGGACUUACCUGGUGACGGAAUUUUGCGGUGACUAUCUCGUCUCUUGGAGCUCAGCGCCAGACUUCAAACUCUGCUUCUGGUCAUGGAGGACUGGCCAGAGAAUCACCUCCGUAGAUUCGAUUCUGCACGAGUCCAACGCCUUUGAUCUAGUACUAAGAGCGAGUUACUUCACUCCCAAUUUUCUGAUUCAGGUGGGAAAAUCGUCCGGACGAUUGUUGAUCUGGGAACGGAUGAUCUGCAAGGGCAAAUCGAUCGUGAACCACAGGGAAAUUUUUCUACCGAAGAAGCCACCCAUCAAGCACGCGUCCUGGCAGCCCGGAGCCAAUAAGAACGCCUUCGCCUUGAUCGAUCACGAGGGCCACAUCUUCUUGUCCGACACGCUGACCUUCGAAAUAACUCGGAUCGUCGAUACGCAACGCUGCGCCGACUGUCCCAACAACGCCCUGCCGAGCAUCACCUGGUUUCGCGGCGGUAUCGUGCUGCGCACCACCUGCUGCGACCUACGAUUCUACAGCAGGAAGGAUCCUCGCGAGCCCUCGUCGCCGUGGAUCAGCGUUUGGUCGGAAAAAGUGUCCUACCGUCCUCGACUGCUAACCUCCUAUCCGUUUCAGAACGACAAGCUGUUCUUCGUGACGGAGGAGGGUCACCUCUACUACGUUCACAUACAGGAGAACGGCCAACCCGCGUUCGAGCUCAUGCACUUCUUCGGUGGCCACUAUCAUUUCAUGAGUAUCGUCCAUCCGUGGGUCGAGACGGUACUAGCCAUCGACGAGACAAUGGAUCUGUCGGUGAUAGAGGCCCACGGCGGUUUAGAAAUCGCUCGGAUGAAAUUGCCCUUGGAGGGAAGAAUCAUGUGCUUCCAGUGCCAUCCACACUUUCCUUUACUGGUGGUGACUUCGGACUGCGGCGAAGUGAUGUUCGUCAGCAUGCUUCAUUACCUCGAACCAGUGAUCUUGGGCAAAUUGAAACUGCAGAAAGGAAAAUUGGACUUGUUGAAGUACUCCCAGUCUGGAAGAUUUGUGGCGGUGUGUCAUAGAGAAGAGGGCGUUUGCUACUUCUUGAAAGUUUCGCUCGAUAAGCCAAUCGAUGUGGCGAGUCGCUUCGUAGUACCCGUAAAGAUAACCGACGUCUUAUUGUACGACACCGAUUCUCACUUGAGGCUCUACGCUCUUGACUGCUCUUCAACGAAUCUGUGGAUCGGGCACCGAUUGCUUUACUACGAUCUUCCAGAACACCACCCGGAAAGCAAAAGAGCCUCGGCUGCCUGGAGAUACACGCGAUUCUAUCAAAAAUUGUUCUAUAUGCCAGGAGAGCCUACUUCAAUAAUCUCAACAUCCUAUUUGACGAGAAAAUUGAUAAUAGAGAAAUUGAACGAUUGGAGAGAACUAGUGUGUACAGAUAUAAUGUCUAAUAGCCACAGUCUGAAGCAAGUGAAUCUUUGGGCAAAUAAGAAAUGCGUAAUCACGUGUUCCAUCGAUGGUAGAGUCAUCAUUCGAACUGGUGAUAUCAGGCAGAAAAAUAAUAUUUCUGUUUUUACUCAUCAUUCAAGAUUGGGAGGGACACAUCAGGCGAUUUCUUCAUAUAACGCCGAUCUUAUAUUUGCUUUAGGUAGGGAUGGUUCCUUGGCGGCUAUGAGACGAGGCGAGCCUGACGUCAGUCCCCAAGAUCUCUCGCCGAAGCUUUAUACAACUUUUUUCUCUAUCAUUCAUAUCCACAGAGAUAGUGCUCUCCUCAAGUUAUUGGACCAAGAAGUUGUAAAGUUUUUGGAGGAAUCCUCCAAGGCAAUAGCCCACCAUGAGAACUCGGAAGGUUUGACUUGGUUACAGUGGAAGCAACAGCAAAAUUUAGAAGAAGAAAGGUUGCGAUAUGCACAUGAAAGAGGAGCAGUAUUGGCGACUUUCAUGGAUUUGAAGAGCCAAAUCGUAAAUUUAUUAAACGCAAACGAAAAGAUGGACGAGCUUUAUAAGUUGCCGAUCUCGGCUUUCGAUCUGGACAAACGUUUUAGAGACAAAACCAUCAAAGUAGCCAAAGACGAACGAGAAGAAGUGAAACUCAGAUUGGAGCGAAGCUGCUAUGAACGCGAUCGAAUAUCCGACCACAUCCAAUCGGAAUACUGGAACCAUCAGGUUGUUCUGGGACGGUCAAUUUUCGGCAUUUUUAAACAGCUCGAAGUUACGAAUUACGUCGUGGGUAUCGAUCAGAAAGAGAAGGAGGAGCUUGUCGAAUUCUAUAAGUUCGGGCGCAUAGUGAAUUUGGAGGUGACAGGGGCCAGAGAGAAAGAUGUUUUUGAUUUGCUUAUAGACCCAAAUACCGUCGAUCCAGCGGAUAAACAAUCUGUGAAACAGGACGCCAAAAGUAUAGCUGGACAGUCAGAUUUCAAAUCCGUGGCUGACACCAUUUUUCCUGCUGAAGUCAGUGACGAUUCCGACGCAAGAAGGACAACGCAUCGUUUCAUUGAACCGUACUCUCCGUAUUAUCCGCAAUGUGCUGUCUAUUCGUAUCCUCAGAUUAAGAGCGGACAGCAAACCAUGUCCAUGGACAUGCAUAAUCUGCGUCUGCACUUCAAUGAAAAAUUCAACGAACUUUACGCGGUGAAAGAACGAGAAAUGGUCGUCGUGUACGAAAUGAUCGACCGUAUUUUUUUCAUACUCUCUGAGCUGAAAACCAUGUUUGGUAUAACUAUCGAGGGCUCUUACGAGUAUCCCGAAUGGCUGGCCAAAGAAAAGCCCGAGAGAAUUAUCGAAGUGAAGGACUCGGAGAUUUCGGCGCAGGUCUACGUUUCUAAUUCGUAUCAAGAGCUUAUGAGGAGCAAGGCAUAAGAAGAGGAUAAAAUGCGUCGAGCGAAGUUGGCCGAUAACUAUCGAGAUCGUGCGUUGCAGCGAAUGAUGGACGGUGUAUUGGAGGUAAAAUGGGAGGAUCUCAUCAAGCAUGAUCCACCCGAACCAGAAUGUAAGAGGAUAGGAAAAAGACCAGAGGAGUACACCAACGACGAUAAACUUGCCAUUAAACAGUACGAGCAGGAACUAGAACGCUUGACGAACGAAAGACUCAAGUACAAAAAUAUUUUACUCACCGAUUACGAGACUAUCCAAACUACCCUGAAGAACAGCAUCGAAAGGUUCAAUAAGCGCCUUGGACAACUUCAUUUGAUGAGAAUGAAAGUGCAAGCUGCGGUACAGCAGUUGAAUUUAGUAAUCUGCAGGCAAAUCACUAGAUACAAAGGAUUCAUAAAAUCAUUGGACCAGGUGGAAGAAAUGAAGGUGCGAGUAAAAGAGAAGUACGACAAAUUGAGUGUAUUCUCCACCGAAAUAAAGUUCCUCGACGCCCUGGAACAACAACUCCGAGACCAAUUGGAAGAGUUACUAGCCAAAGAUAAAAUAAUCGAAAAACGAUUUAGAGCUGACUUGACGGGCGUCAGUAAAAACGUUCAAAUGGCCAUGUUGUCGCAGUUCAGGAAGACUCCGCGAACGAUUCUGAAAACUAGAUCGUCUUCCGAGGUGUACGACCUAUCUGAAUCUAUACUCGUGGAUCAAAAAAAGCCGUACUUGACAAACGAGUGUCGAGAGUAUUUAAAAAAUUUAAAUUUCAUGGAUCAUUGUCCUGUGACGCUUGCAGGUACGAUCGAGCCUGCUCAAUGGAAAACAGUCAUUGAGCAAGAUCUGAAAAAACGAUCUCUAAAUCACGACCUCGAUUACGUGGGAUUCGCCUUGGACAAACGAACUCGACUCAUGGACGAACUGAACAAAGAGAUCGAAGAUAUGAGACAUGAAAUUAACAGGCGCCGUAUUGAAAUUAGAGAGGGAAUGAUUGACUCACCUUUGCAACUGGUCCUUAAAGUCGGUCAAAUCGAGCUCGCUGACGCCAAGGGAGAGGUUGGUGAUUCAGAGAAUGCAGUUAUGGUGCCAAAGUGUCAAAUAGACACGGUCAACGAAGCCAUUAUUGCCGUGGGCCGUCAAAAAGUUCGAUGGAUCGAUCAAUGUAUGAAAUUUGAAAAGAACAUCGUUUACGAGCAGUGGGUGGAUCGCUGCUUGAGGACAGAGUUGAAAUUCGCCAAUGAAGAGCUUUACUACGCGAAGGUGGCUAUGGUAACGAGAAAAAUUCGAGAAUACAUCGCAGGAAUUUCAAAGGAUUUGCAUUCAGACGACAUACUACAUCAUUUGACGAGGCACAUUCAAGCGACGAAAAACAAGGAAGAAAAACUUUUGCACGACUGGCGGAUAAAAUUACACGAUGUCCUCGAUGAAAUAACUAUUUUACAAGACAAAAAUCAGAAGGUCGAUCAUCGCAUCGAGCAUCUGAACGUCGAUCGUUGGGAGAUGGAAUUGAAACGCGACGUUGUAGGCGAGGCAAGGCAAGAAAAUUUCAAAGAGGACCUUUUCAAAAUUCUCGCUAAAAGGUCGGCUCUCGUUCGAAAACUUGUCAACAAUCAUCAAGCGAUUUUAGAAUUACGAGAAAAACAGAGGCUCGUAAAUGCCGACCCAAUGUCUGAUAAUGAAGAAAAGCCUACUAAAUAA
This is a messenger RNA of Trichogramma pretiosum, 4890 nucleotides long. RefSeq names its product cilia- and flagella-associated protein 43. Gene Ontology annotation, molecular function: protein binding. Gene Ontology annotation, biological process: cilium assembly. The record is from RefSeq and is a predicted model, not a curated record. The transcript is spliced from 8 exons. NCBI's taxonomy places the organism in Eukaryota, Metazoa, Arthropoda, Insecta, Hymenoptera, Trichogrammatidae. Gene Ontology annotation, cellular component: axoneme.